AUGGAUCAAGCUACGUCAACUUCUCUCGGAAAAUUGAUUCCAUUUGAGCAGACAAGUGCAAGUGUUCAGAAUCUCCUACAGCUUAGUUGUGUCGCUCGUAAUCACGCAUAUGCUCCCUAUAGUAAAUUUGCAGUAGGAGCUGCAUUACUGUGCAGAGAUGGAGAAAUAUUUCAAGGUUGUAAUGUUGAAAAUUCUAGCUAUGGUUUGUCAGUUUGUGCUGAGCAAACAGCCAUUGUCAAAGCUAUAAGCUCAGGAAAUAGAAAUAUUUCUGCCAUAGCAGUUGUUGCAGAUUCAAAUUCAUUUGUAACAACUCCUUGUGGUAAAUGCAGACAAUUUAUCAAUGAGUUUGGCACUCAAAUUGAUGUAUACUGUGCUAAAACAGACUUAAAGGAAGUAUUAUUGAGCAACAUAUCAAAUUUACUUCCUUACAGCUUUCACAUAAUGAGAUAA
Messenger RNA from Pediculus humanus corporis (human body louse), 450 nucleotides. RefSeq names its product Cytidine deaminase, putative. The transcript is spliced from 2 exons. Lineage: Eukaryota; Metazoa; Arthropoda; Insecta; Psocodea; Pediculidae. The coding region runs from base 1 to 450 and encodes 149 amino acids. The record is from RefSeq and is a predicted model, not a curated record. Gene Ontology annotation, molecular function: zinc ion binding; cytidine deaminase activity. Gene Ontology annotation, cellular component: cytosol.